AUGCCUGAAACUGUGCGCCCGGCUUUUGAUAGCUGCGACCGUCCCCAACUAUCAUAUGGCAUCGAGUUUCCUACCGCAGCUGCUCGACAUGUUACCAACACCUUUAUGGCAUCGCGAGUCUACGUGAUCUGCUCCGGUUCUCUGGCACGUAACACCGAUGCCCUGGAUCGACUGAUUGCUGCUCUGGGACCUGAAAAGAUCGCCGGUCAGCGGAUAGGAAUGAAGCCCCAUACUCAAUGGUCCGAAGUUUUGGAAAUUAUCGCCGACGCGCGCAAAGUCCAGGCAGAUCUUCUUCUUACACUGGGCGCGGGCAGCCUGACCGACGGGGCUAAAAUUAUCGCAUUCGCACUCGCCAAUAACGCAAGCACGCCCGGUGAGCUCAAAGCCCUUGCAGAGGGCCCUGAGAAGCGUACUGGUCUUGUCGCAUCUACUGUCCCCAUUAUCUCUGUCCCUACGUCAUUGUCCGCUGGCGAGUAUUCCGACUACGCUGGCGGGACUGAAGACGAAACACAUCGCAAAUAUAUGUUUUAUCCCCCAUUACGUGGCCCUGAGCUCGUCAUCCUUGACCCCCAACUGGUGGAGACGACGCCCGACUCUAUUUGGCUGAGUACUGGUGUCCGCACCGUCGAUCAUUGUGUUGAGACUUUAUGUGCCGUCGGAAACACUACCCCGGAAUCUGAUAACUUGGCGCGAAAUGCACUUGGUAACUUGGUGUCGAGCCUUCUACGGUGCAAACGCAACCGCGCAGACUAUGAUGCUUCUUUACAGUGCCAGCUUGGAUCUGUCGAUGCCAUGGCUGCAUGUCUUAGCGUAUCAUUUAAGCUUGGAGCGAGCCACGGUAUCGGACAUCAGCUCGGUCCUCUCGGAGUUGGUCAUGGAGAAACCAGCUGCAUCUGCCUUCCAGCCGUAUGCAAGUACAACGCCGCACAUAAUGCAAAUAACGAACGCCAGGCUAGCUUGCGCCACUUGAUGGCCCAGGAUCCAAUUAUCGCUGAAGUCUUGCGCGAGCGCUUGAAUGAUAUUUCUACUGCUGAUCUUGGUGAUAUUCUAGAUGCCGUUAUUCGCGAGCUUGGAAUGCCUCGGUCGCUAGCGGAUGUAGGCAUCGGCCGCGACAAGUUGGACAUGCUAGCCGAAAAUAGUCUGCAAGAUCCGUUGUGCCAAUCGAACCCUGUACCAUUGACGGAGAAGUCGCAGGUAUUGGAGAUUCUCGAGAUGAUAGUAGAAUGA
This is a messenger RNA of Penicillium atrosanguineum, 1227 nucleotides long. Its product is annotated as iron-containing alcohol dehydrogenase. Lineage: Eukaryota; Fungi; Ascomycota; Eurotiomycetes; Eurotiales; Aspergillaceae. The transcript has 2 exons. The record is from RefSeq and is a predicted model, not a curated record. Gene Ontology annotation, cellular component: mitochondrion. The coding region runs from base 1 to 1227 and encodes 408 amino acids. Gene Ontology annotation, molecular function: alcohol dehydrogenase (NAD+) activity; metal ion binding.